AUGGCAGAGGACCAUGAUAUCUUUCUUCAGAAAUUACAGAUUGAGAUGUUUCUGAAGGCUCAGCUGCUUAAGAACCCAGACAGAGACAAAGGCAGAGACAGUGAGAAGUAUGGGAGGAAUACAAAGGAAGACAGGCCAGGUCAGGAGAAGUCUCCUGUCAAGGAGACCAGCAACAGUAGACCACAGAGUGGGAAGGAGCGGGACAGGGAAAGAAACAGGGAACGAGAAAGGGAAAGACAAAAGGAAAAAGAGCAACAAAGAUCUGCAGGAACAAAGCGAAAUGAAGGUGGAAACAGAGGCAACAGGAAUGAAAGACCGAACAGUUCCAAGAAAGACUCUGAAAGGAAAGAUGCCAAAGACACAAAAAAGGAUGAAAAACCAACAGAAAAGGAAAAAUCUGAUGCUACACAACCUGGCCCUAAGGAAGAUAAAUCAAAGGCAGUUACUCAAACCAAGAAGGAAGAGAAAACUUCAGAAGCUUCAGAGGCCAGAGAGGGUAACAAAGGUGCUACAGAAAUGGCUGCCAAGCGUAUUGGUGAUGAGAAUAGUAAAGGAAGCGACAGCUCGGGAAAGGAGGAGGGAGCAGGCGAGAAAAAGGAGAGACGACGUUAUAAGGAUCGCCCAGAGCGUGCCAUAUAUGUCCCUGGUAGACGACGUCAAGAAAUUGAGAAGCAGAAGAAGGAACCUGAAGGUCAAGGUCAAGGAGAAAGCUAGCCGAGGAUGGUUUCUACUGAAGAACACCGAACUUUAAACUGUUCUGGACUGCCUCGGACUGCACUUCUGACACUAGUCCCUUUGUGCCGACCAAAGAUUCCAGUUUUCCCAGAAUUUUCACAAGUUACGUUCCAGGUCACACUGCUACUAUGUACAAGUUUCAGACAGAUGACUAAGUGAAUACUUAAACCAGCUACACCUUUGUUAGACUGGCAACUAUUGCAGGGUGCUUACAGAUAUGAAGAAGCAAAAUUUCUGAGUAUUAUGAAAAUAAACUUCUCGUUAUAAAGA
Molecule: messenger RNA, 1005 nt
Organism: Lingula anatina
Lineage: Eukaryota; Metazoa; Brachiopoda; Lingulata; Lingulida; Lingulidae
Biological process (GO): positive regulation of translation; nuclear-transcribed mRNA catabolic process, nonsense-mediated decay
Cellular component (GO): nucleolus; cytoplasm
Molecular function (GO): mRNA binding
Source: RefSeq, a predicted model, not a curated record